AACAUACGGCAGGCGGAAUUAUCUGGAAGAAACGUAUCUGCCAGGUUCGAGGGUUUUUCGGCCGCCAGUUCUCAGAUUUCCCGCCACUGGGCGAGAUUCGCCUCAGCUGAUUGCAGCCCAGCGGGCUGUCCUUGGCGACCCCUUAUCGCCUGACUGCCUCAAGUGGUCGGUCGCCGCGCCGUGCGCUGUGUGUUCCAUCGUCAGAGUCGCGAUCCGCGCAGACAGCCACCGUCCAGAGGCCAGCUGGUACAGCCAGCCUACCGUACACUUUGGUGCGAGACGGCGUGUGCGUCCCGCGGCCCGUUAGCUGGAGAGCCGCCAGGCCCCGAAGAGGCGAGGGCCCUCACUGCCCGACAUGGACGGCGCCUCGCCCCGACUGCUGCUGCUGCCGUUGGCGCUGCUCGCCGCUGCCGGGCCCACAGGAUGCAGCGCCUCGCUGUGGGUAGUCCACAUGGGUCCGUGUCCGCUGGUCCUAGGGGGAGACUGCCCGGACCCAGCCGUCCGCUUCUUCCUCUUCACUGGUUCAGGUGAUGAUGGUGACCGAGUGCAGGUGGAUGUCUCGGACGAUUGGGCGGGCCUCGACGGUCCUUGGUUCGAACCCUCACUGCCAACCAAGGUGGUUGUGCACGGCUACAACUCGGGCAUGGACAUCCAGCCGCUCGCUGCCAUUAGGAAUGCCUACCUGCGCCGCGGCGGCCACAACGUUCUCACAGUGGACUGGACGGCGCUGUCCCCUGGACCCUGCUACCCCAUGGCGGUGCACAACGCACGCUUCGCGGGCCGCUGCCUCGCCGGGCUGGUUCGCGCCCUGACCACGCGCGGCGCCACCGACGUGCACCUGGUGGGCUUCAGCGUGGGCGCCCACGUGGCCGCGUACGCCGCCAACAGCCUGCGGCCCUACCAACUGCCGCGCAUCACCGGUCUGGAUCCGGCGCUGCCGCUGUUUGUGACUCCGAACCGCGACCACAAGCUGGACGCGAGCGACGCGCUCCUGGUGGACGUUCUGCACACCAACGCGCUGGUGCAGGGCAAGCUGGAGCGCUGCGGGCACGCCGACUUCUACCUCAACGGCGGCGUAGACCAGCCCGGCUGCGGCGAAACCUCUGACCGGUUCGGCUGCUCGCACCACCGCGCGCCGCUGUACUUCGCCGAGUCGGUGACGGCGGGCCGCGACGCCGCCGGCGGCUUCUGGGGCUGGCGCUGCGGCGGCCUCAGCCUCUUCCUGCUGGGCCUCUGUCCCGCCCGCGGCGACCAGGUGCUCAUGGGCGAGUUCCUCGACCCCAGGCAGGAGGGCUUCUUCGUGGUGCAGACGGCGUCGUCCCCGCCGUUCGCGCUGGGCCGUUGGCGCUCUAGCGACCCGUACCGCCAGCACACACAGCCACUGCCCGUGGCGCUGCCUGCGGGAUCUGCCGACGACUGCGAAGACGAAGACGCCGGCCGCCUCCUCCGCAUGCUGCUCGGCGACCGGGAGCCGGAGCUCGUGUUGUUGCCCUGACUGUCCAAACUGCUCUUCUCUACUGUCUGUCUAGUCCCACACGAGGUUUCAGUUGUUUCAGGCCGCGUCUACAUGUCUCCCCUACACCCAAGCCGUCAUUAGCGUGCUCUGGCGGUGCACAGUUCAACAUCCAUACAAGUCUUGACUUGACUACGCUUGAAAAGCCAAAGAGAGGAAUGCGUCUCCACGAUUUAAUGCGACAACGUUCUCCUUGAAAGGCGUGCUUCACUUCAUUUGUAAUGGUUUAAGCAAACGAAAGCUAUCACAUGAUAUUUGGCGGAGGAUACUUAGUAAAUUAUGUAGCAGUGGCACCAGUUGCUCUAACAACACAUAAAUACACAAACUGUGACCAUUACUGUACCCAAAAAAGUAACAAGCAUUGAAUAUCGAGGGGUACUGCAUUGCAGCGUGCGAUAAGUUGGAAAUUUGAGUUGAUCAGGGAUCGUGUCCUGAUGACCGAAGCGGUUAAGGCAACCGCUCGUGAGAAGCGAUAAAUCCUAGUUCGAGUCCCGAUACGAUACAAAUUUUCAAAUUUCGCCAUUGCCUUAGCACAAUAUCCUUGCGGCUGGCAGUCCUGAUUUCUCACCCAUGCCAUCCCACCUUUUUCCCAUUCUCUGUUUCAUAUUAAUUUGAAUAUCAAAUGACCUAGAAUAACAUCACCUGCAAUUUUAGUAGCAGAUUACAGGAGUUGGAAAACUUCUCCAUCCAUCUUGACUUUACAAGUAAACUUUUUCGCAGCUUUACAGCUGAGCUACACAACUCAUUCCAGGAAGCAGCGCUCUCUCUGAACUGUUGUUAGACGAAAGCGAAACUAGAGCUUACCGAAAAUGUAAUUAAUCCAGGCAUAUGUAUCAGCAAGUUGCGAAACAGGAUGACAGAAGAGCCAGUAAGGUAAUCAGAACUGUAGCAGGAGGAAAAGCAAUGCGUUUUCAGUGCAAAUGCGUCGGGCAAUAGUAGCUGGCGGCAGAAAUGAUCGAAUGGAUACCUCGAUAAACUGCAACAACUGCUGUCAUCAGAAGCAAAAAUGCGGGGCAAAGGGCAGCCGGUACUAAACAACAAGCACAUUGUGGCGAAUUGGCCUGUCGUAUCUUGACACUUAAGAGGGGUAGGACGUCAAACGGGCCGACUUGGAGCAGGAGAGGCACCACAGGACAUUUUAUUUUCUACUGUCUAUACUUUUACAAAUAAAUUCAUAAAACUUUGUCAGCAUGACCAGGAAGGAUUCAGGAUUCAACUCAUAGCAGUGGAAGUGCAAAAACAUAACAAAAUUAAUUUUUUUAUAUAUGAAAUUUCAUCAUUUUUUCACUUACUGUUGGCUGCAUUUGUUGCUAUAGGUACAUUUUUCUUCACAAGUAAGAGAGAUUUUUUGAUGAAUUUUGCACAGCAUACAAACCAUACUUACAGGUGUAUGAAACUCUAGAAUUUCCCAAAUCUAUUAAAAACUGUGGUAAAAAUUGAGAUAAUUAACUACAACAUUUGAUUUUUUUCUAAACAUCAAGUUUAAAACGUAACAGCUCAUUCAUUUUUCCAUAAAUUAAAUAGACUCAAGAGUUUCAGACACCUGUAAGUAUGGUUUGUAUGCUGUGCAAAAUUCAUCGAACAGUCUCUCUUACUUAUGAAGAAAAGUGUACCUAUAGCAACAAGUGUAGCCAAUAGUAAGUGAAAAAAUGAUGAAAUUUCACAUGUAAAAAAAUUAUUUUGUUAUGUUUUUGAACUUCCGCUGCUACGAGUGUGAAUCCUGAAUCCUUCCUGGUCAUGCUGACAAAGUUUUAUGAAUUUACUUGUAAAAGUAUAGACAGUGGAAAUUAAAAUGUCCUGUGGUGCCUCUCCUGCUCCAAGUAGGCCCGUUUGACGUCCUACCCCCCUUAAUAGGAUCACAAAUCGAGUCCUCUGCUACCACAGCCUAUAUAAAUCCAUAAAUAAUCCAUUACAAUGUCUCUCAUGGGCCGCCACGGGAGCGCAAGGCACCGAGAUAUCAAAUACCUCUGGUUGUCAGAUAAUGACUAUGAUUUUUACAUUCUCAGAUCCAUUACUGUACUUGAAGACUAAAAAAGUGUAGAAUACAAUUGUAUUAUUCUCUUUUACCAUGGUGUCCUACCGGAUGUUAACGUUCAUUAUGCCACCCAGAGCGAUACAGUUUGCCAUACUAACUGAUGUUACCAUUUACAAUCUCGUGCUAGCAGUCACUAUCAUUUACUACGUUGUGCAUUUACCAUUCGCUGUAACAUGACGUUACCAUUUGCCUUGUCGUUUUACCUCAAGUUACCAAUCACAGUGGCAUGAUACUCAAUGUCACCAUCUACCACAGGAUGUUACCUGGCGUUACCAUUUACCAAGCCAUACUUCCUGACCUUAGCAUGUAUCAGCAAUACAAGCGUCAAGAAAUAUCAUGAAUAAUGAAGCACGUUGGUAUUGUGGCAUGUCCGCUUCAUAUGUUGUACAUAUAUAGAAUGUUUACAGAGAAUACUAUAUGCUCACAAACCAUGUUCACAUACCAAAUAUUCCUCACUGACAAAAUGAAGUAUAAAUGAAUUGCGAAUAUAAGAAAGUAAUUACGUUAUUUAAGUACAUACCGUGAUUAUAUGUCAACAUUUGUUGUUUAAAGAAGUCGAAUAAAUUUAGAUUAAAGAGCAAAUAAAAAUUUAAAUUACU
Molecule: messenger RNA, 4147 nt
Organism: Schistocerca nitens (vagrant locust)
Lineage: Eukaryota; Metazoa; Arthropoda; Insecta; Orthoptera; Acrididae
Product: phospholipase A1 member A-like
Exons: 9
Coding region: 356-1495 (379 amino acids)
Biological process (GO): lipid metabolic process
Molecular function (GO): lipase activity
Source: RefSeq, a predicted model, not a curated record